Drosophila serrata is the source of this 1203-nucleotide messenger RNA. It is a transcript of the gene Bace, whose product is annotated as beta-site APP-cleaving enzyme. Gene Ontology annotation, molecular function: aspartic-type endopeptidase activity. Gene Ontology annotation, biological process: proteolysis; cell death. Lineage: Eukaryota; Metazoa; Arthropoda; Insecta; Diptera; Drosophilidae. The record is from RefSeq and is a predicted model, not a curated record. Gene Ontology annotation, cellular component: lysosome.
AUCGUCAGUUAGUCGAACUCGAGUAGACAACAAGCCAAGUGAGAAUGUUCAAGUCCAUCGCUGUGAUCGCGGUGCUGGUGGCCCUGGCCAGCGCCGAGCUGCAUCGCGUGCCAAUCCUCAAGGAGCAGAACUUCGUGAAGACCCGCGAGAAUGUGCUGGCCGAGAAGUCGUAUCUGCGCACCAAGUACCAACUGCCCCAGGCCCGCAGCGUUGACGAGGAGCAGCUGUCCAACUCGAUGAACAUGGCCUACUACGGAGCCAUCUCCAUCGGUACUCCAGCUCAGAGCUUCAAGGUGCUGUUCGAUUCCGGCUCCUCCAACCUGUGGGUGCCCUCCAACACCUGCCAGAGCGAUGCCUGCCUGACCCACAACCAGUACGACUCCAGCGAGAGCUCCACCUAUGUGGCCAACGGCGAGUCCUUCUCCAUCCAGUAUGGAACUGGCAGCCUCACCGGUUACCUGUCCACCGAUACCGUCGAUGUCAACGGCCUGAGCGUCACCAGCCAGACCUUUGCCGAGUCCACCAACGAGCCUGGCACCAACUUCAAUAAUGCCAACUUUGAUGGCAUCCUCGGCAUGGCCUACAAGUCCCUGGCCGUGGAUGACGUUACUCCUGUCUUCUACAACAUGGUUUCCCAGGGUCUGGUCGACCAGUCCGUGUUCUCCUUCUACCUGGCCCGCGCCGGCACCUCCACCGAUGGUGGUGAGCUCAUCUUCGGCGGCUCCGACUCCUCCCUGUACUCCGGCGCCCUGACCUAUGUGCCCAUCUCCGAGGAGGGCUACUGGCAGUUCACCAUGGCUAGCUCCUCCAUUGAUGGCUACAACCUGUGCGAUGACUGCCAGGCUAUUGCCGACACUGGCACCUCCCUGAUCGUGGCUCCCUACAAUGCCUACAUCACCCUGUCCGAGAUCCUGAACGUGGGUGAGGAUGGUUACGUUGACUGCUCCACCGUCAGCUCCCUGCCCGAUGUCACCUUCAAUAUCGGCGGCACUGACUUCACCCUGACCCCCUCGUCCUACAUCAUCCAGUCGGAUGGCAACUGCAUGUCUGCCUUCGAGUACAUGGGCACCGAUUUCUGGAUCCUGGGUGAUGUCUUCAUUGGCCAGUACUACACCGAGUUCGAUCUGGGCAACAACCGCAUUGGCUUCGCCCCCGUGGCCUAGGUCAUCUGAUCAUCGAUUAAUAAAUGAAUGAGUUUUAGUA